Messenger RNA from Mycena citricolor, 2176 nucleotides. Lineage: Eukaryota; Fungi; Basidiomycota; Agaricomycetes; Agaricales; Mycenaceae. The record is from the annotation of a GenBank genome assembly.
CUAUGAUUCACCUCUUCUUAUCCUGGCCCUCAGAUGCGUAGACUGUCUUUGAGCGUGACCAAAGGCCUCUGCAGUGUUUUUCGCGACCCCUCAACUCUACGAGCGACACAUCCUUCUUUACGUCCAGCCACGCACCGCGGUCCAUACUGGCGCGCACUGAGUCAGUUUUAUGGAAUCCUCUCGCUCUGAAUCCCAGAGAAUGCGGCAUUCCCAGCUUUCGCGUGCUACACUGAGCAAGACAAGCCAUGCGUGGAUCAUUCGUGGACGGCUGUGUCGCCGCAUGGGUCCGCCAGCUAGACCACGUCCUUUCUUACCGACACUGGAUCCGGAAAGGCAAUCCCACACCGAGACACUCUUCUCGUUCGCACCAUGACGCUUGCCAAGGACUGCGCAAGCAUCGCACGCGAUGCCCUCUGGAGCAUGGAUUCCAUGCCUGGCAUAUACUUCGCACGCGGUGCAUCCAGGGCGUCGUCAAUCAUUCUAUCGUGCUCUCGUCCUCGUGCUUCCCGUGACAGACGGUGGCGAUACUUCCGUGUGGGCGGCAACGAGAAGCUCGAGGGUUCAGUCACUCAGAGAUGAACUGGUCGCGUCAAAAGGUACAGUCGAAUAGAUUCUAUCAAGACAGAGACAUUGGAUAAGGAAUGUUACAGUACGCCGCUCAGGCCGGACCGGCAAACUGGACGGAAGGGCAGUCCUGGCCGCCAUUGGAGCAGUGCGGGAUCAAAGUCUCAACAGGGCCCGCUAGUGAACAAUGAAUCAGCCAGGAUGCCAGCGAGACCGGAAGCGCGACGUACCGUCGGUGGUCAGCGACGGGAAGGGGGCGGCGCAUUGGGCCAGCUGGAGGUCCUUGGCGCUCUUCGUCGCGGGGAAGCUACGAGAGGAUGUCAGCCGACCUGUCUCUGGACGUCAGCUGAGACGCGAAUCACCUUGCAGGCUUUCCGACGGCGGGUUUCGGGACGGGUACGACGCUGGAGCAGUCGAUCAGCUGCUCACGGCGGGAUCCGAGGACAGCCAGUUUGCCCAUCGCGAGCUUGAAGCUUUCCGACAUGAACUCCUGCUCAUCUGGCGGUCGAAGGCAGUCAGCUCUGUUCUGGACACUCGGCUGAUAUGGGGGUGCUCACUGACGAAGCCCUGCCAGAAGCAGGCGGUGCGAGGGUCGCGGGCGAGAGCGAAGUCGGACUGGAGACGCAGCUCGCCGGUGUCGUUUCCGCUGUGGAUCGGGAGGGGAGACGCGACCUCGCCGCUGUUGUUGCCCAGGCCGGGGAAGCCGGUGCCCUUGAGCAGGACUUCGAGGAAGAUCUGUGUGUCGAAAGUGAAGGGUGUCGAGUCGAAGGGGGCCGCAUCCAAGGUCGGAUCGACGUGGUCCGCGCGUGCUACGGUGUGGCUGGCGAGGAGCGAGAUGACUUCGAAGGGGCUGAAGUUGCCCGCGUCGGCGAAGCGGGCCAAGAUCUUGUCCACCGAGUCGGAGGGUUCCUGCGGCCGAGCUGAUGAGUGUCUCUGGUGGACUGCACACGGAAGGGAAAUGUACCGGAAUGAGCCCAUCUACGGCAGGAGCCACGGCAUCCUUCCGUCCGGCCAGGAACUCGAGCCGGGGCGCACCCUGCGAUCAAAUGAGCGAUUGUCGAGAUCAUGCUUUUUACAUACCGGGCAGUUCGAGACAGCCACUGCACCAGCGAACUGGAUGAGAUCUCCCGCGGAGACAUUGUGGCGGGCAAGGAUCGGGAGCAGAUUGUUCACGCUGUCGUCGAUACCGUUGUUUGCCUCAAAGUUGGGUUCGAUCUGUCCAAAGAUAGAUAACGAGCAUGCUGCCGUCGGCUCCGCCUCCGCUGUUGGCGGUCAGCAUACAAAUCCGAGGCAGACAAGAAUGUUUGAACAGACGCGGAUGAGUAAGAACAAGUCGAUGCGUACGGAAGGUGAGACGGAGAGCCUCGUGCGCAUCUUCACCGCAGAGGUUCUGGAAAAUGUUCGCUUGGAGAUCCUGUGCGACCUGGAAUUGCAGCGAAUCAGUUUCAGUUGGCGAUCCGGAUGAGUUGAGACAAGCAAAAUGGUGGUUGUACUUACAGGGAUGAAAGCGCAGCAGGUGCUGUGCGACACGCGAGUGCCAUCGGGACAAAGCACCGUGUCUGUGCUAGUGGGAGCAGCCGAGACGGUGACCGCGAGCGCCGCCAGCACGAUG